UAUAACAUUUCCCCAUUUUGUUCUCCAACAAAUGCUUCCAUUUCUCAAUUUGUUCUCAAAUCUAUCAUUUCCUCUCUUGUAAACCAAAUUCUCCAACAAAUUAAUCUUCAUCUUCUUCCCAAUCCCUACCAAUCUCCAUCAAAUUCUUGUUUCAACCUUCCUCCCAACCUAAAAUCAUUGAAAAAUCCUCCUCUCUACAACCCAAUAAAUUCCACUUACAACCCUUCGAUCCACUCCAUAACCCUUCACUUCCUCUUCAUCGCCGUCUGUUUUCUCAACUGCCGGCGAUGUCUAACUGUACCGUCGAGUCUUGUAAAGUCGAAACAAGUGAUGGGGUAAAGCUUCACACCAGGGUUUUCAAGCCAAAAGAUGAGGAAGCGAAGGAAAUUGAGAAUUUGGGUGUUGUUUUGGUCCAUCCUUAUUCCAUUUUGGGUGGUUGUCAAGGGCUUUUGAGAGGAAUAGCUGCUGGGUUAGCGGAAAGGGGUUAUAAAGCUGUGACUUUUGAUAUGAGGGGUGCUGGGAAAUCGUCUGGAAGGGCUUCUUUGACUGGAUUUGCUGAAAUUAAAGAUGUAAUUGCUGUUUGCAAAUGGGUUUGUGAGAAUUUGUCUGUUCAUCGAAUUUUGUUGGUGGGUUCUUCUGCAGGUGCCCCCAUUGCAGGCUCAUCUGUGGAUUUGAUAGAACAAGUGGUAGGUUAUGUUAGCCUUGGCUAUCCUUUUGGCUUAGCUGCCUCAAUUCUUUUUGGAAGACACCACAAAGCCAUUUUACAUUCUCCAAAACCAAAACUUUUUGUGAUGGGCACACGGGACGGUUUCACAAGUGUGAAGCAAUUGCAGAACAAGCUAAAAUCUGCAGCAGGACGAGUUGAAUCACAUCUAAUAGAAGGUGUGAGUCACUUUGAAAUGGAAGGCCCUGCAUACGAUGCUCAAAUGGUGAAUCUUAUCCUUCAUUUUAUUUCUUCUUUGUAGGAAAUCAACUUUGCUUAGAAUAUUUGUACGGGAGUAAUUACAUUGUGCAUUAAGCUUUGUAAUAUUGAUUCCUUGUGUGUUGUGUAGGAAAUUUAAAGGUUUUUGGUCAAGAAA
Cucumis sativus (cucumber) is the source of this 1079-nucleotide messenger RNA. RefSeq lists its product as uncharacterized. The coding region runs from base 288 to 965 and encodes 225 amino acids. The record is from RefSeq and is a predicted model, not a curated record. Lineage: Eukaryota; Viridiplantae; Streptophyta; Magnoliopsida; Cucurbitales; Cucurbitaceae. The transcript has 2 exons. Gene Ontology annotation, molecular function: hydrolase activity.